UCAGCGACGUCGUAUUGAACCCUAUCUUCAUCUUCUCCAAUUUUCUCUGCAUGAAGACUGAACUCUGAACACUAUCGACUCUGUAUAUUCUUGCAGCGAAGGGGAUCAUUGGAAAAGACGAGAAUGCCCACCAUGUCUACCUUCAGAUUCUCAAUUCUUGCACCUCCACCACUUUCAGUUCCAAGAUUGUUUCCCCCCAGAAGCCCGUCAAUUUCCAGGAAAUUCCCACCUCGCCCACAUCUUUUCUCCUCAGUUGCCAGCUCAAGAAGGACAUUUUUCCACUCAAAGUCAUCUGAAGAAGAAUCGGAUGUCUCGGAAGCAGAGGAUGAAUGGCUGCAGAAAUUACCAGAAAAAAAGAAGGCUUUGUAUUCUCACAGUUUGCCGUGUGUUGAAGCAUGGCUGAAGAGUCUAGGAUUUCAUCAGAGUAGAGAUGAUAGAGCUGUCUGGUUUGUGGAGAAUCCUGAUUGGCAUGCACAGCUUUCACUUGAUGUCACUGAUUUGUACAUAAGGUAUCUGAAGAAUGGACCAGGAAAUCUUGAGAAAGAUGUUGAAAGGAGAUUUAGUUACGCCCUAAGUAGAGAAGAUAUCGAAAAUGCCAUACUCGGAGGACCAUGAGGUUGAUAACCCAUUAGUUUGUGUGGUUUCUUUUAACCGACCUCCCACAAAAUUAUUCUCCUACAAGACUUUGAGUGGGGUCUGCGUUGCCACCUGAAUCACCCUCUCGUUGAAGUUGUCAGUUUAUCACCACAUAACUAAUAGUAUAAUAUUGAAGGGAGGAAAUAUUAAUAUGAGUAGAACUUUAUUUUCUGUGUGUUGCCAUUUUGCAUUUGGUUCUUGCUGAAAUUGAACUUCUGUGAAUGGUCUGAGAACUCGUGCACCUACUGUCAUGGAAGUUCUGGAAACCACAACUGAAAAACCAGCAGAAUUGUAAACAGGAAAAAUCUCACUUCAUGCUGGUAGAUUCUCUUGGACUUUUCCAAAUUCACUUGCAAUGAAUUGUAUUAUCAAAGUUGGAUCACUCAGAUUUUUCAGUAGAGCUUUAGCCUGUAA
Molecule: messenger RNA, 1050 nt
Organism: Sesamum indicum (sesame)
Lineage: Eukaryota; Viridiplantae; Streptophyta; Magnoliopsida; Lamiales; Pedaliaceae
Product: tRNA dimethylallyltransferase
Source: RefSeq, a predicted model, not a curated record